UGCCACCUGUCAGUGUCUAUCAGUGCCAGCAGUCAGUGCUCAUCAGUGCCACCCAUCAGUGCCAGUCAGUGUCACCUAUCAAUGCCUAUAAGUGCUGCCAAUCAGUGUUGCCUGUCAGUGCCGCCUAACAGUGCCAGUCACUGCUGCCUAUCAGUGCUAUAUAUCAGUGUCAUGUAUCAGUGCUGCCUUUCUGUGCCCAUCAGUGAUGCCUGUCAAUGCCCAUCAGUGCAACCUACGAGUGCCUCCUCAUCAGUGCCGCCUAUCAGUGUCCAUCACUGCAGCCUC
Messenger RNA from Staurois parvus, 285 nucleotides. The record is from the annotation of a GenBank genome assembly. NCBI's taxonomy places the organism in Eukaryota, Metazoa, Chordata, Amphibia, Anura, Ranidae.